Neltuma alba is the source of this 1619-nucleotide messenger RNA. RefSeq names its product probable nucleoredoxin 2. The coding region runs from base 28 to 1317 and encodes 429 amino acids. Gene Ontology annotation, molecular function: thioredoxin-disulfide reductase (NADPH) activity. The record is from RefSeq and is a predicted model, not a curated record. Lineage: Eukaryota; Viridiplantae; Streptophyta; Magnoliopsida; Fabales; Fabaceae. The transcript has 3 exons.
AUAAUAAUAUGUGGUUGCGAGGACAGGAUGGUGCGAGGGAAGGAGACGAAGGGUAAAGCCACGCCACGGCCCUCUGCCCUCUUCAUGACCCCCACGGAGAUGAAGGACGCAUCAUCUCAACCUUCUCUGCUCACUAAUGGUUCUUCCGCUCAAUUCUCUUCCCUCCUUGCUUCCAACCAUCGUGAUUUUCUGCUCGCUCCCUCUCGCGCUCAGGUGAAAGUUUCUGAUGUUGAAGGAAAAAUACUGGGGCUCUUAUUCGCCGCUAACUGGUAUCCGCCGUGCCGGAGAUUCACCCAAAUGCUGGUCGGCGUUUACGAGGAGCUGAAGAAGAAUGCGUCAGAGUUUGAGAUUAUCUACGUGUCCUCUGACGAAGACACGGACGCCUUUGAUAUCUUUUACGGCCAAAUGCCAUGGCUGGCAAUUCCGUUUUCUGAUUUGGAAACAAAGAAAGCGCUGAAUAGGAAGUACGACGUCGAAGGCGUUCCUUGUUUAGUGAUAUUGCAACCCCACGACGCUAAAGAGGAAGCAACUUUGCGUGAUGGAGUUAAUGUCAUUUAUCGAUUUGGAGCGCAGGCCUAUCCGUUUACUAAGGAAAGGCUAGAGCAGCUUCAUCAGGAAGAGAGGGACAAGCACGAAAACCAGACUUUGACUAAUUUACUGACCGGCCCCGGUAGGGACUGUGUUUUGGGCCACCCAGGAUCCCGGCAGGUACCGGUUGCAUCGUUGGUGGGUAAAACAAUAGGGCUGUACUUCUCAGCGCAGUGGUGCGUGCCGGAGCAGAAGUUCACUCCCAAGCUCAUAGGGAUAUACGAAAAGAUAAAGCAGGUGUUGUCGGAGAAAGGAGAGGAGGACUUUGAGAUCGUGCUGAUAUCCAACGACAGAGACGAGGCGUCUUUCCAGUCGUAUUUCGGAAGCAUGCCGUGGUUGGCGCUGCCAUACGGGGAUGCGGAGAUGAAGAAGCUGGCGAGGCACUUCGAUGUGCAGGGAAUACCAUGCCUGGUGAUAAUAGGUCCUGAUGGCAAGACCAUAACCAGGCACGGCAGGAGCCUCAUCAACUUGUACCACGAGAAUGCAUACCCCUUCACCCGUGCCCGGGUGGAGUCGCUGGAGAAACAGAUGGAGGAAGAGGCCAGGGGGCUUCCCACGUUGGUCGCUCACGAGGGCCAUCGCCACCAUCUCAAUCUCGUAUCCGACGGCAACGGCGGAGGCCCCUUCAUUUGCUGUGUCUGCGAUGAACAGGGCUCCAGCUGGGCCUACCAGUGCCUCCAAUGUGGCUACGAAGUGCAUCCAAAGUGCGUCACGCCUGUGGAUCGCUAGCCUCCUCCUCAGCCCAUUCACCUCAGUUUAACGUCUCUCCUCUAGUGUUUGCUUGAACGGAGUGCCAUCCUUUAGUUUUCUAGCCUCGUCUGAAUGUACGUACUUUCCCACAUAGAUGAAUUUAGGGGGAUCAAACUUGUAAGGCUACGCAUGUGCUAUUCACUAAUUAAUUAGCGAGAGUUUCUGUUCAGUGCAUGCGCGUCAUGUAAACUUCUCGAUCAGUCUGAGCUAUCUACUUUUGCUAUUAAUUAAUGAGUCUGUGAUUGAAUGAAGAAGUUAUAAAAUGAUUUUUAAAUCUAGAA